Caretta caretta (loggerhead turtle) is the source of this 3218-nucleotide messenger RNA. It is a transcript of the gene RFTN2, whose product is annotated as raftlin family member 2. NCBI's taxonomy places the organism in Eukaryota, Metazoa, Chordata, Testudines, Cheloniidae. The record is from RefSeq and is a predicted model, not a curated record.
UGCUAAGUUGUAGCAGCUUGUACGUUUCUGUAAAAUCAAGCCCACUCUUGAUGAGUUAGUAGCUUGAAGUCAUUACGGGUGCAAUGCUUAUAUGAAAAAACUAAUAGAAAAUGUCUUCACUUUCUAACUUGGGAACUGAAAUUUUUCUGUCUUUGGAUUUUUGGCUACUAGUAAACAAAAUCCAAGGCAGUUAAGUUUGUUACUUUUUUUUUUUUUCCUCAGAGUAACAGAACUUGCUGCUUUCCCCACCCCCUUUCCUGUGAUUUUUCCUUUGCAGAUCUUGCCAUGGGGUGCGGACUACGAAAGCUAGAAGACCCAGAUGAUAGCAGCCCUGGAAAAAUAUUUUCUACGUUGAAGAGACCGCAAGUGGAAACAAAGACUGACUCUGCUUAUGAAUAUGUAUUGCUGGAUUUUACUUUAGAAGUGUCCUCGAAUCCAGAAGUUAUCAAAAUCAGUUCUGUGUUGGAUAUAGCAACAAAAGUGGAAGAGUAUUACAUCAAAGGAUAUGUUGUAGGAGCAAUUCAUCCUAUUAUAUUACCUGUUGGGCGAAGAAAGCACUUUUCUGCAAGUUAUUUGUAUCGAGUGGUACUAUCACGACUCAAAUUAAGCCCGAAGCAUACAGCACCCAGAAGACAAAGACACCCCAGGCUUGUGAUUGAGGAAUGUCCUUUAAUGUAUGAAACACUGACAAAUGACGUAGUCAAAGGAUUGUUAGAAAAGGUCAAUGAAGCUGCUAAAAGAGGGAAGAAGUUUGUUGGAUUUAUAACACAGCAUUUUCCUCAACCUAAAUUCUGUAAUGGCACAAACACAGAUGGAAAUGUGGACUCUGAAUCAGCACUAAGCAUAAGGAGUAGAGAGCACAGGAAAUACAAUUAUGAUGAAAACUAUAAAAACUGGAAUGAAGGGACUUUGAGUGGUCAGUCAUCCGAGAGUGGAAUAGAGGAAGAAAUUCAGCCAGAAAGGGGACAGUUACAGGAUGCUGAUUUCCAAUUUGGAAAAGAAGGCAGCCCCAGACCUACUAAACCAAGGAAAGGAGAAGAUAAUAAAUUAUAUACAGUCUUCAAUGUUUUUGAUGAUGACUCAACCUGCUGGACCUAUUAUGAGGGCAUUUUGUCUAUGAAAGUAACAAGAAAAGGGGCAGUCAUUAGUACUCUGGAUGCAGACUGGCUAGAACUAACCGCAUUUUAUUAUAAACAAGGAUUGUCAUUAAUUGAUUCUUUUGUAUACUGGGAAACUUCUAAAGGAGACCACAUGCCCAAAUCUUUAGAAGGAUUAUUUAUAUAUGAAGAAGAAGGUUCAGGAGUUCCAGGUUCUAACAGGAAAGGAAAUGACACAAUAGUUGUAGAACAAUGGACUGUCAUUGAGGGAUGUGAAAUUAAAACAGAUUAUGGACCUUUACUGCACACGCUUGCUGAGUUUGGAUGGCUUCUUACAUGUGUACUGCCUACACCGAUCAUCCGACAUGACAGUGAAGGAAAUCUGGCCACAAAGCAAGUUGUUUUCCUUCAGAGACCUGUUAUGUGGAAUUCAAACACCCAGACCCCAGAGAAAUCCACAAGGCAGCUCAGAAGUGACGAGAAAGGCAAAGUCUCUAGCAGAAGUAUUGGAUUAGACACAGCUACAUCUCUCCCUGCAGAAAGUGGGCAUCCACCUGAUGAGUUUCAUCUGUCUCCUUUUAAACCAUGUUGGAGCAAGGAGGGAUCUGCCCCAUAUGAAAGCUUCUCAGGAUUCAAUAGCAGCGAUAGUGUGUUAAGGGAACUGGAUGAUGGACAGUUCGAGCAGGAAGAUGGAGCCACUCAGGUCACAUGUAUGUGACCAAGUAAGUAACUUGUAUUGGAGGGAACUGUAAAUAAUUAAAACAAAUGUAAAGACUGAAUUUACUACAUUACUUUAUAUGCAUUUGUAUAAUCCUUUGGUUUUCCCAGACUCAUGUUUAUAUAUCUUUUGCUUCUUUCUAGAGUUAUACUGUUAGCAAAUAAUACUACUACUGUAAAAUACCGUGGGUUUAUGUCUGUUCUUAAUGGAACAUUGCAUUUCUAGAACUCUGCUAACUUCACUGGUGAUAUUCUCAAUGAUGCUUAUAAACAACAGGGAAGAAAACCUGGCAGAUCAGUUAUGGCUUGUGGUCUAAGAGACAGUGGAGUGGGAAAACAAUGCUUUCCACAAGUAGAGGGAAAUGGUAUUUUUCUAAAAGAGUAUCACAAAUGUUAGGGGAUUUUAAAAAGUUAACUAUAAAAUACUUGACUGUCCUUUUAAGUUUUAAUUGCAAUUUUCAGUUUAUUUGCCUUGCCUAAAUCCAGAACCUGUUAAACCUAGAAAUUUCAGUGCUGCACUUUCAGUCUCAGUGAGAGUACUAUAGCAGGAUGUACCUAACACACAAAGCCACAUUCCAGCUUGCAUAUGUGCACACCGUUAAAACCAAGGGCAAUGGGAGUGUGUGGGGUGGAUGUUUUCUGCCCUUAUUCAGUUCCAUCUAAAAUAAAGGAGCUGUCAGGGACAAUCCAAAGCUAAGACAAAGGACCUCCCAGGGCAUAGUCAGCACAACUAAGUAUUACCUUGCCAGUUAAUAGAAACAGGUCAUUUGGAAGGCUAUGCAGAGAGUGCUACCAGUAAGAUUAUGGAUGCACAGUAAUGCUGCGUGUAUAUAGCUCUGUUUUGGGGGCAGUCAUGUGGAGAGGCAAAAUUUGACCCCUUGGCUCAUAUAUGAAAAUAUAAAAGCUAUGUCUCAACUGAAUACCUAAUCAGUGUGUGUAAAAUGUAUUCACCUGUUCAUAAAGUUCCUGGCUGGAAGAGUCUUGCUUGCAGAGGUAAUUAUGAAAACUAUUAUAGAUCAGCAUCCUCAAGGAGAGUAGCUCAAGAGGCUUGAGUACUAAAAGACCCUAACAUUGAUGUAGGUGUGUUGGAAGAGGUGUUAAUAAUGAUUUUCUACAGCUAUAUUGCAAUAAUACUUGAUUCAGUCACUGCCUAAUUUGAUCAGCCAUUUAGUUUAUUAAAAAACCUCUGGAACCAAGUCAUUAGUAUAAAAAUAAAUUAACAUCCUUUCAUCCUUUAUUCUGAUCAAUGUUGGGCUCUUUAGGCUGGUAUUGUAAUUCAGUCAUUGCCUAUAGAAAGUUGCCAUUUAAUUAGAAUCAUAGAAUAUCAGGGUUGGAAGGGACCUCAGGAGGUCAUCUAGUCCAACCCCCUGGUCAAAGCAGGACCAAAUCCCCAUUUUUUGCCCC